Aspergillus calidoustus is the source of this 861-nucleotide messenger RNA. The record is from the annotation of a GenBank genome assembly. Lineage: Eukaryota; Fungi; Ascomycota; Eurotiomycetes; Eurotiales; Aspergillaceae.
AUGGCUCCGAGUCCCCGUGCACAAGUGAUUGUCAUUGGCGCCGGUCUGUCGGGUCUCACGGCUGCCUCGGAACUACAUCGUAAAGGCAUCGAUGUCAUUGUACUCGAGGCAUCGAGCAAGGUGGGCGGAAGAGUCAAUUCCCUCACCACCAGCCUCGGCUCACAUCUUGAUCUGGGUGGACAAUGGAUCGGACACGGACAUCAUCGCUUAACCGCCCUGGUGAACCAGGCAGGCGGCACAACCUUCCCGACCUUCUCACGCGGCCUGCCGACGAUUAUUGCUCGGGAUGGUCGCACUGUGUCUCUCUUUUCACCCUCUGUGCUCUUGGCGCUGACGCAGCUACUCAUCCUGGAGUUGGUGAGCAGGGUGUAUGUUCCGCAAAGUUGGAUCACGGUCACGGUAGACAAAGCAAUCGAAACUGUGGCCCCCUUGGAGAUUGCCCGACAACUUCUUGCUUUCAUUGUGGCAGUGGCUUCGACUGCUGAACUGGGCAUGUUUUCCAUCUACAGUUUUGCAAAGGCGCUUCCUCGAUCGGGAGGGUUGUUCGCGAUGCUGCGGACACAGGGUGGAGCCCAGGAUAGUCUCGUUGUGGAAUCUAUGGGUAUCACGACAGCCAUGUUGGCCGACGAGCUCUCUCAGAAUAUUUCCACCGACAUGCCAGUCACGCGCGUCUCUCAGAAUCAUAAUAACGACAUGAUGGUGCGGACAGCGUCGGGGCGAGAGUUUCAUGCGCAGAAACUCAUUAUCACCGUGCCCCCGCCAAUGUUAAAAAGCAUCACGUUCGAAAGGUCGGAGCGUAGCGACGCACAUGGCCCACGAAAGCACGAGCACCGUUGGGUGCAUUCUUUUCCGCUCCAAUGA